This is a messenger RNA of Neurospora crassa OR74A, 2711 nucleotides long. RefSeq lists its product as hypothetical. The coding region runs from base 490 to 2493 and encodes 667 amino acids. Lineage: Eukaryota; Fungi; Ascomycota; Sordariomycetes; Sordariales; Sordariaceae. The transcript has 4 exons. The record is from RefSeq and is a predicted model, not a curated record.
GAUAAAUAUGGUCAUUGGGUGAAAUCGCCUAUAGCCGUGCGCCACCCUCCAUGCUCAUGGGGUUUUGUGACACCCUCCAAAUCUCAGUCCAGGCUUGGCUUGGAUAUGACUUGAGGAGUGACUCAGUUGCAAGGCUUUCUGCGCAAUGAAUACCCAAACAGGGCCGUCCAUUCUUUCCAAUCAUCAUAGCAGUCAGUGGUACCACACUUCUGAGGGGCCUUCUUUCUGGUGGGCGGCCUCCCACCUCCUCCUUCCGACCCAUGGCAUACCUCCUACCUUUCCAAAGUGAAGUUCACGAGACGAAUUUACGGCUGUGUGGUUUCAAAACGGCAUAACCAACCUGGAGUAGGGUCAAGCCCGUUCAUACUGAAGGCGCUGAUUCUUCUGAGUUGACCAAGAAGCAUGACAUACGAAUUCAACUGAUCCAUUCAUCCAGUAACCCUUUAACAACACUCGCCGAAAAAAGGAACACAUAUUACAAAGCCCACCAUGCCUCGUUUCAAACCCACCUCGGCAGCCAGGACGAGAUUCUCGGCACCACUCGAUGCCGUGAACCUCCAGACACUCAAGUCCGGCUUUUCCGGCCAGGUUGAGCGUGAACGCAUGUCCCGACUUCGGAGUAAGAUCGAAGAAGUGCGCGCUGCUUGGUUGGAUAAUGGCGCAUAUGCGCAACUUGUGGAGGCCGUGCGGAGAUGGUGUAAGCCCGAGAGGCUCCCGGAAGAGGUGCGCGAACCACUUGAACGACUUCUCAGUGGUUACCGCGACUACGCCGACGUUUCGGUCAGUCGCCCUUCUGAUAUCGGUACCACUGACAGCAGCGAGCAGUACGAUGCUCUGGAAAUGUACUGCUCGGUUCCGGGAUACGACUACCUCUUCAAACUGGUCAGUGACACCCUUCGUACGGAACACGCUUCUGAAGAGCAUCUCCUGGUUGCUACCACACUCAUCGAGUUCCUGACCAUUGACCUGUAUAAUCUCCGGCUGUCUCAACUUGGUGAUCCACGCUAUGGAAACUUUGAGGGUCUCACGCAUCGCGGAAUGCCUGUCUACCAGGAAACCGUCCGCUUCUAUGAAGAUAUUAUGCGGAACCCCGACUUGACGAUGCGCGGCUUUGCUAUCCCCUUAGCCUUGACGUCAACCAGCGCCGAUCCCAGGGUCAUGGAAGACUUCGCGACGAAGAAGUCACCGGGGGGCGAACGAUUGGUGCACAUGCACCUUCAGGUCCAUACGAGGGGCAUUGAUGAGGGCCUUCUCAGGGCCUAUCGAAAGCAAUACCCGGACAGCGUGGUCACUUCGAUCUGUGCCAUGCCGGUGGCCAAUAUUUCGCCGGAGGGUGAAAGGGAGAUUUUGCUCAGAGGGGCAUUCUUCCAGUUGUUGUCUGUCACCACCAAGCCAAACAGAGGGAAUCGUGUGCCCAUUGUGCAAGUCAUUGUUGUCACUAUGAACUCCAAUCGCGACCACUCGACCGAGUCUUCCAUAAACGUUGACGAGAAGAGAGUUCAGCGCGAGAUCUUCCGGCGACUGGUUGAUGCGUCCAAGUACCGGGCAUGUGCAGAACUGGCAGCAGAGUUCGCACCUGCAGACGUUCAGGGAUACAGGAUGUUGGCUGAUAAGAUGUUGAGCGAGAUUUUUGAUAUGAAGAAACUCGACUUUGAUGAACUCGACGGAGGGUCUGGUGGUACGCGAGGCCUCCAAAAGGAAGAUGUGGCGCUAUGGCUGGGAGGAAAAUUGGCUAGCAGCUAUCCAAGACAAUAUGCUCUGCGACGCAAGCAGUGGCACCAAGCGCUGGUGAACAAGGACUGGACUGGGGCCCGGAAGACGCUCAGCAAGGAAUACAGCUGGCGACAAUGUGACUGGUAUAAUACUGGGCCUUUGGAUGCCGAAGGCGAUGAUGGUCUUUCAGCGCUGCAUAUAAUUGCUGGUAGCAGGCCGCCCGAGGACAAGUACUCUGAGGAGUACCGAGCAUGGGAAGAGCUCGUCGAAGAAGCUCAAGCAAAUUCUCGUGUGUGGAAAACCUUGAAGUCCUUUGGAGGGAAAGGGAAGACCGCACGAGACACGGCAUAUAACCAAGAGCUGGCGGAAGCAUUCAAGCCGGAAAUUUUGCAUCAUGUGGAGGAAAGAAGACUCCUUUAUCUGGAAGAGCAGCUUCACAGAUUGAUGAAGGAUACUGCUGGUCGUCUUGUCGGCCCUUCUCGAUUCAGGAUGCCACAACUGUCAUGUUUAACAGAGAUGGAGGACCCAAGGUUGUGGAUCCCAAUACCACAUCUAUACGGAGGCUUCGAGGUUGAGUUACUGCCAUCUGAGCAAGCUCUCCGAGUGACAACUAUCAAAACCAUUGCCGGUCAGACGUUUCCUCGGUCCACUAUACAGGUGUUGGAAUCCACCCCGAUGAGCGCCUUCGAGGUUAUCGAGAUGGAAGACUUGCUGACAGAAGAAAUUGUGAAGUUGACUGUCCAGCUGACUGUCAUUCCGCUUUCAAAAGAGGCGGUUUAAGUCUAUAAGUAUUUUUUUGGGUCACAACCAUUGUCGCUUCAUGCGGAAGUGAGGUAUGUUAGCAGACAGUUUCGGCAAUGGAGAGCGAGUCGAAAGGAUCUUGGAAGUCUGCGCAUCUACGGUGCCGGACCAGUUAUACACCAAGCUUGUUAUGCGCAACGGAGGGGGUUCCGCGUUUCCUACCGCGGUGGUUUUGGAAGCUCGAAUCGUAUUCGGCU